CAACAGUGAAGAGAGACAACGAAGUAGUGACUUGAGAGUGGUGAAACUUCACUAAUCUGGCCGCGCUGAAGACCAGGUGAAAUGGCUGCAGUCAAUUCGGACAGUGCUGGGUGCAUCAUGAGUGUUCUGGAGUGUCCAGUUUGUAUGGAUACCAUGAGGAGCCCAAUAUUACUGUGCCAAAAUGGCCAUAAUGUUUGCAAUGUGUGUAAAUUGAACCUUACAAACUGCCCAACAUGCAGGGCACAAUUUACUGGGACAAGAAACUUAGCUUUGGAGAAACUGUCUCAAGAAAUCCGGGUUCCCUGUGCCAACUCAGAAAGAGGAUGUACAGAGAAGCUGUCCAUUCAAGACAUAACGAAACACAAAACUUCCUGUCCCUAUCGGCCACACAAAUGUUUGUUAGGACUUCCUAAUUCUUGUUCUUGGGAAGGACGUAGAACCGACAUUUUGCUGCAUGCCAAAGAGAAGCAUAGAGGUUCUGUUUUCCAGUCUAGAGUCAACAUAUUUUCGAUUUACAAAAACUGGAAAAAAACAUUGGAAUGUGAGAUCUUGUGUACAUUGUCAGAAGAAAUAUUUUUGUUGAGAACUAAGAGAGACUCCAAAAAACGAAAAUAUUAUGAAGCAGUGCAGUAUAUCGGCCCUGCAGAAAGCGCAUCAAAAUACAGAUACGAACACCAUCUAGUAUCACCUGAAGGCCACAAGGAGAUGACUGUCAACUGUGCAGUCCGAAGUGACACAGAGAGCAUGGAACGAAUUAUAGAAAUAGGGGAAUGUUUCACUAUCGACUACGAUACGGCGAAAGCAUUUGUUGGCAGAGAGGGCAGGAUAGGAUGGACAGUAAACAUCAGACAUGAGCCAUCGUUCGGUCGACAUCGUUCGCCUGAGGUCUACAGACAGCAGUUCGGUCUAGAUAGUUCGCCAUAUGUCUCCACAUGGGAAUCUUCAUUUUGUUCUCCACAAUAUUAUCAUACGAACUAGAUCUUGUAUUAGAAUUGCCUGUCAAAAAUACAUGAUUUAUUUACCUUGAA
Cryptotermes secundus is the source of this 1028-nucleotide messenger RNA. Its product is annotated as E3 ubiquitin-protein ligase Siah1. The record is from RefSeq and is a predicted model, not a curated record. Gene Ontology annotation, biological process: multicellular organism development; proteasome-mediated ubiquitin-dependent protein catabolic process. The transcript is spliced from 2 exons. Bases 82 to 978 code for a protein of 298 amino acids. Lineage: Eukaryota; Metazoa; Arthropoda; Insecta; Blattodea; Kalotermitidae. Gene Ontology annotation, cellular component: cytoplasm. Gene Ontology annotation, molecular function: ubiquitin protein ligase activity; ubiquitin conjugating enzyme binding; zinc ion binding.